Messenger RNA from Phaedon cochleariae (mustard beetle), 363 nucleotides. The record is from the annotation of a GenBank genome assembly. Lineage: Eukaryota; Metazoa; Arthropoda; Insecta; Coleoptera; Chrysomelidae.
AUGGCUACUGGACCAGGGCUCGCAAGAACUCCUCUAGAACUUCUUGAGAAUGAUGGUACAAGGGAACAACCGCUACUUUCUAAGUUCUUCGCCCCAGUAUGUUGGGGUACCAUCGGAUUUAUCAGUGUAGUUGUAGCAAACUAUGCUACCAAACGUCCCAUUUUCAGCGGAAUCCAGAAACAUAUAGGACUCUCGGCUGCCUUGGCAGGAAUUGGAACAUAUGUAGAUGGUUAUAGAAAUCAAUAUCUAGCUGACCGUGAUGCAAUUUAUCGUCACUAUAUUCAACUACAUCCAGAAGAUUUUCCACCUUUUGAACGGAAGAAGUUCAAAGAUCUCUUUGAAAAUUGGGUCCCAAUUCGUUAA